AUGGCCGACGCCGAGGACAUCCAGCCCCUCGUCUGCGACAAUGGUACCGGUAUGGUCAAGGCUGGGUUCGCUGGAGAUGAUGCUCCCAGGGCCGUCUUCCCCAGCAUCGUGGGCCGCCCACGCCACACCGGUGUCAUGGUCGGGAUGGGGCAGAAGGACGCCUACGUUGGUGACGAGGCGCAGUCCAAGAGGGGUAUCUUGACUCUCAAGUACCCCAUCGAGCACGGUAUCGUCAGCAACUGGGACGACAUGGAGAAGAUCUGGCAUCACACCUUCUACAACGAGCUCCGUGUCGCCCCAGAGGAGCACCCUGUCCUUCUCACUGAGGCGCCGCUCAACCCCAAGGCCAAUCGUGAGAAGAUGACACAGAUCAUGUUCGAGACCUUCAACACUCCUGCUAUGUACGUCGCCAUCCAGGCCGUCCUCUCGCUGUACGCCAGUGGUCGUACCACAGGUAUCGUGCUGGACUCUGGAGAUGGUGUCAGCCACACUGUCCCCAUCUACGAAGGAUAUGCUCUCCCCCAUGCUAUCCUUCGUCUCGACUUGGCUGGGCGUGAUCUCACCGAUCACCUCAUGAAGAUCCUGACUGAGCGUGGUUACUCAUUCACCACCACCGCUGAGCGGGAAAUUGUGAGGGACGUGAAGGAGAAGCUGUCCUACAUUGCCCUGGACUAUGACCAGGAAAUGGAGACUUCCAAGACCAGCUCUUCUGUGGAGAAGAGCUAUGAGCUGCCUGAUGGGCAGGUUAUCACCAUUGGUUCUGAGCGUUUCCGUUGUCCUGAGGUUCUCUUCCAGCCAUCCUUCAUUGGGAUGGAAGCUGCAGGUAUUCAUGAGACUACCUACAACUCCAUCAUGAAGUGCGACGUGGAUAUUAGGAAGGAUCUGUACGGCAACAUUGUUCUUAGUGGUGGUACCACUAUGUUCACUGGAAUCGCUGAUAGGAUGAGCAAGGAGAUCACUGCCUUGGCUCCUAGCAGCAUGAAGAUCAAGGUUGUUGCUCCUCCUGAAAGGAAGUACAGUGUCUGGAUUGGAGGAUCCAUCUUGGCAUCUCUCAGCACCUUCCAGCAGGUAUAUAAACAUUGCAGCAUCGUACUUCAUUCAUUUCAUUCAUGGAUUUUGGUUGCUUUGCUUACAGUGUUGCUUGUUGUUGCGCUUGCAGAUGUGGAUUGCAAAGGCUGA
Molecule: messenger RNA, 1179 nt
Organism: Triticum turgidum subsp. durum (durum wheat)
Lineage: Eukaryota; Viridiplantae; Streptophyta; Magnoliopsida; Poales; Poaceae
Source: the annotation of a GenBank genome assembly